CCUCAGCUGGCACUCGCAGAUAAUGAUGGCACACAAGCAGCAGCCGCUCUACCUGCACCUGGCUGAGCUCACCGCAUCCCAAUUCCUGGAUAUCUGGAAGCAUUAUGACUCUGACGGAAAUGGCUUCAUCGAAGGGAAAGAGCUGGAGAAUUUUUUCCAGGAAUUGGAGGCAGCGCGGCGAGGAGCCGGAAUGGAAGGAUCCACCAUUAAUAUUGGAGAGAAGUUGAAAGAAUUUAUGCAAAAGUAUGACAAAAAUGCAGAUGGGCGCAUAGAGAUGGCAGAGUUGGCUCAGAUUCUCCCGACUGAGGAAAAUUUUCUUCUCUGCUUCCGUCAGCAUGCCGGUUCCAGCACAGAGUUCAUGGAGGCAUGGAGAAAAUACGACACAGACAGAAGUGGCUACAUAGAGGCUAAUGAGCUGAAGGGGUUCCUCUGCGACCUCCUGAAGAAAGCCAAUCGACCAUUCGAUGAGAAGAAGCUGCAGGAGUACACACAGACCAUUCUGCGCAUGUUUGACUUGAAUGGUGAUGGGAAGCUCUGCCUUUCAGAGAUGUCCAGGCUGCUUCCUGUACAGGAGAACUUUCUACUGAAGUUUCAGGGAAUGAAGUUGAGCUGUGAUGAGUUUAAUGCAAUAUUCAACUUCUAUGACAAGGACCGGAAUGGCUUCAUUGAUGAGAAUGAAUUGGACGCUUUACUGAAAGACUUCUUUGAGAAAAGUAAAAAGGAGGUGAAUAUUCAGAACCUGACCGGAUACCGCCAGAGCAUCAUGUCGCUGUGUGACGGGGGACGCCUCUACCGCAAGGAGCUGGAGAUUGUACUCUGCAAUGACUCAUCCCCCUUCAAGUAACUGAGGGGCCCCAACUCUACUCAACACACUGCACUGAGACCCUUUUCCCUGCCCCCACCCCACCACUGUCCAGAGACCAGGGAGAGAGACUAAAACCCUGCCCAGAGACCAAGGAGAGUACCACCACUGAGAGAGAGUUCCUUUGAUUAUGAGAAACCAGGGAGAGAGAGAGUACACCCAUUGAGAGAGAGUACCAUCCCAGAGAGAGAUUCUGGGGAGGGAGAGUUCCACCACUGAGAGAGACUGGGAAGAGAGAGUACUACCCUAAGAAAGAUAUUGGGGGGGAGUACCACCCUAUGAAAGAUACUGUGGAGACAGUACCCCCUAGCAGGGACACUGGGGGGGAGUACCACCCUGUGAGAGAUACCAGGGAGAGAGUACAACCCAAUGAGAGAUACUGGGUAGAGAGUACCAACCUGUGAGCGUUACUGGUAAUGAGUACCACCAUAUGAGAGAGACCAGGAAGACAGAAAUACCAGGGAGCGAGUGCCACUGUAUGAGAAAUACUGGGGAGAGAGUACCACCCAAGGAGAGAUAUCAGGGAGAGAGUACUACCAUAUGAGACUUACCGGAGGAGAGAGUACAAACCUAUGAAAAAUACUAGGGAGAGAGUACAGCCAUAUGAGAAAAACCGGGUAGAGAGUACCACCACUGGGGGAGAGUCCAAGGGAGAGAGCACCACUACGGAAACGCUUACUACUUCUAAGAGAGGCCAAGAUGAAGGAGUAUCAGAACUGUGGGUAGAGGGAGUACCACUGCGUAAGAGGAAGAGCUACUACCAGCACUGAGAGGCACCAUAAAGAUGGGUAUGGGACAGAAAGCACCAUAAUGUAAGAGACUGGCGAGACUGGAGAAAGUGUAUCCCCUGAGAGAGCACUGGGAGAAAGUUCAAAGAUGACCACUACACCUGAUGGAGAACUGGUAGGAGUGCCACCCCUGUGGGAGAGCGCGUAUCACCACUGAGGAACAGAGUGGUAAUACCACUUAGAGAAAACUGAGAGGAGUACCACCAGUGUGGGAGACAAUUGAUGAGUACCACUCCUGAAGGAGAGAGAACUAUUACCGAGGGAGACUUGGAAGGAGUAAAAAAACAAGGAGCAAUACCAACACUGAGAGAUAAAGAUCAGGAAGGAAUAGCACCCCGGACUCUGAAGGAAACCAAACAAGAGUGCCACCUAUAUGAGGGAGAGUGCCACCACUGAGGGAGUGCAGGGAGGAGUACCACCCAUAAGGGACAGCGAGAGUACCAACACUGAUGGAGAUUUGAGUAUCCCCUUGAGGGAAAGAGACUACCACCACUGUCGUAGAUCUUAGAGGAGUGCCACCACUGAGGGGGGCCAGGGAAGAGUACCAUCACUGAGGGGGGCUAGGGAUGGGUACCACCACAGAAGGAGAGUGUACCAUCUCUAAGGUAGACCAAGGAGGAGUACAACCCAUAAGAGAGUCAAAGAACUCCACUGUGUAAGAGCGACUAAGUACAGUUUUCCAAAUAAAUAUUUGGGAGAUGGUACCCCCACCUAAAUACCAAGGAGGGAGGAUAGUGCAGUGUUAGUCAGUGGGGAACGAUAGUGUGGAGAUAUAGAGACAUCUAGAGAGCUUUCUGCACUCUUUCUAAAAUGUGGGACUCCUGGACUCUCACUUCUGUGAUCUCGCUCAUUGGAUGGUCUCUUCCUGUCCUCACAUUGAACCAUGGAUUGUUCUGAGUUUGAGAGGGCCUGUGCCCCAUAUCAUAUAUGAAGCCUGAUAAUUAUUUACCUAUCCACCCCACAUCCUUACACUUCCACCUAUACUUGGUCUUAGAGUUCCAAAAUUGUAUUCUCAUACGUUUUAUAGAUCACUGUCAUAAGUACUUAUCACCUCUCUGGAACCCACCACCUCAUUCUCUCCAGGACCCUAUAAACCCACUUCCUCCUGUUCCUAAGCACCCUGCUUUCUACUGGAACCCACCACCCCACUCUCAACUGUACAGCAUCACCCACAUACUCAUCUCUUUCCUGAGGCUCGGCCUCCUCUGGUCUUAUUCUGCUUUAUUCUGGAACCCACCACCCCACUCUCAACUGUACAGCAUCACCCACAUACUCAUCUCUUUCCUGAGGCUCGGCCUCCUCUGGUCUUAGUUACCCUGCUUUAUUCUGGAACCUACCACCCCACUGUCUACUGGACUGUAUCACUCAAUCACCCUUCUCUUUCUUGCUCCUUGCUCUCCCCUGGUCCCCAGUACCUCAUUUUGUUUGGAACCUACCACCCCUCUCUCCCCGCUCCUCAGCACCCUGUUUCUGAUGGAACCCCCAGCACCCUCUACCAUGAACCCUACUCUGUGCACCCCUCGAUCCUCCAGACAGUGCUCUCUCCAGACCCCUCUGGUCCCUGGUCCUUGCCCUGUGUCUCUCUCCCUGACACCUGCUGCCGCUGUCCUGAGUUUAGGAAAGGUCUCUGUUAUAUUUGGGGUUUCUGCAGAGUGAUCCCCACUUCUCGUUUUCUUUCUGGGUUUUGCUUGUUUCCUGCUUACCAAAGAAUGAAUAAAACGGCAGAUCCUGA
Messenger RNA from Rana temporaria (common frog), 3382 nucleotides. RefSeq names its product calbindin 2 (gene CALB2). Gene Ontology annotation, biological process: regulation of long-term synaptic potentiation; regulation of presynaptic cytosolic calcium ion concentration. The record is from RefSeq and is a predicted model, not a curated record. The transcript is spliced from 11 exons. Gene Ontology annotation, molecular function: calcium ion binding. NCBI's taxonomy places the organism in Eukaryota, Metazoa, Chordata, Amphibia, Anura, Ranidae. Gene Ontology annotation, cellular component: terminal bouton; synapse; dendrite. The coding region runs from base 23 to 844 and encodes 273 amino acids.